This is a messenger RNA of Seriola dumerili (greater amberjack), 4101 nucleotides long. It is a transcript of the gene alpk2, whose product is annotated as alpha kinase 2. The transcript is spliced from 10 exons. The record is from RefSeq and is a predicted model, not a curated record. Gene Ontology annotation, biological process: protein phosphorylation. NCBI's taxonomy places the organism in Eukaryota, Metazoa, Chordata, Actinopteri, Carangiformes, Carangidae. The coding region runs from base 451 to 2895 and encodes 814 amino acids. Gene Ontology annotation, molecular function: protein serine/threonine kinase activity; ATP binding.
UUGAUUGGCUAAGGUGUACAAGGCAUAGCUGGAGCUCCUGUCCAUGACAGUGGCACUGUACGGUUCAUUUGCAUGCAGACAUAUGGACUGUGGGACUGGAUAUAGAAGCAUGAUGUUUCAUAAACUUCUGCUUUGUGGCUCUAUAGAAAGCCCUCUGGAGAUGAACUGUGUGAAGUGACAGAUGAGCACAGUAUCGCCCAGCCAGGCUUGGUGGCUGAGCAGGAAGCUAAAAGGAGCGGUGGGCCAGCCGGGGUUGAUAGUGAAGGAACCAAAUCUUCAGCAAAUCCUCAUUUCCUCGCCACACACACUCUGACACACUCACACGUGCCAUGUGUGAACACAAAACCUGGCCUACAUGUUAAUGUUCACACACACGUGUCGCCUGACACUUUACCAGAACUUGACGGAGCACGUCAGGUGGAGCCACAGUGGGGGAGUCCUAAGUUUAUUAUGCCCUUAGCUCCCCUCAGUCCCCUCGUCUGUUGGACAAGCAGCAGUUUGGAAGGAGAUCAAAUUUGUGCCAAAAGGUCUCUCAAUGACAACAGAGACCUAAGUUGUGAUCACGUACAACCCUGCGUUCUGCAGCCGACCUCAGAUAGGAUUACUGACAAACCAUCCCUGAAAGGUGAUGAGGAGGCGAUUCAUAAAAAAGAAAAUGCAAUAGACUGUGCUGAGAAAUCUUCACCAGAGGGACAACUGGACUUGCUCACUGGCAAAACUUCUGAGUGUUUCCUGACAGAGAGAAAAACAGUAAUCGAGGAUAUUCAUGAACUCAGCAGAGAACUAUCAAACUUGGCUGUUAUACCUGCAGAUCAUUUCAUCAUCUCUGAGACGAACCGUGUCGCAUUCAUCACUUUGGACUUAAAUGACCCAUUUGUCUCCAGGGCUGCAAAACCUAUCACCACACCUGUACCAUCUGAGAGGGCUGAGCUGACUCAGAAAACAGCCGAAAAGAUGCCUCACAAAACUCACAAGAGCACCUCAGAGGGCAAAACACGCUCUAAAAAGGACAAAUCAGCUGCUUAUCAUCAUGGUGCACAGGCUUCUAAGAAGCAGGAGAAUUUAUCUCAUCAUGUUUCAAGCCAUCAGAUAUGCAAACAGCAAGAAAUCCAUCCUCUUACUGGAGAAAAUCAUACCAGUGAGAACACUCCAGUUGGACUUGAGGACAAUCAGGCUAAAUUGGGGAUUGAGACCGGUGUGGCACCCGAGAAGGCUCCAAGCAAACCACAUGGCAAAAAGAAAAAGAAACACAGUCAGAGUGCAACAGCAUCGAAGAGCGUAGUGGAGCCACUGGCUGAAGUAGAGAAUGGAGCAAAACCAAAGACUGCAAGAGGAAGGAUUGAUAUGUUCGAGGCCAAGCUGGGUGCCAAAGCUGAGAAAGCUCAAAAAGACAGUGAUCAGUCAGGAGGAUGUGAGAAAAAGUCCCAGCAACUGGAAGCUAAAGCUUCCCGGGGAGAACGAUCUGUGCAUCAUGCAGAGCAUAAAGACCACCAGCCAAAAAAACUGACCAGUCCUCUGAAAGAUGAUGUUAUUAAAAGACGACGCCUGUCAGAGGAUAAGUUUGGGAAGAUUGUUAGUGUUUUGGAGUCUAAACUACCAAAGCCAGAUGUUUCUAUAAAGGCAAAGGCAGAGGAGCCCAAGGCUGAUGCUGAAGCAACUCGUAAAAAGGCGUACAGUGAAGUGGUCAAACAGACAAUCCCACCUAAGGGAGACCCCAAGGUGGUGCAGCCCAUCCAGGCAGUGUCAGUGAGCGGGGACCCCCAGAGUCUGUGCCUGUGGUGUCAGUUUGCGGCUGUCUUCUCCAACUACACUGUCACCUGGAGCAGAGAGGGUGCUGUCCUCGCUGAGAUCAAGAGAAGUGCAGGGGAUGAAAGCAGAGUUUCUGUCAACAUUUCCAACGCUUCUCACAAAGACUUGGGCAAGUACCAGUGUCGGCUCACCAGCUUACAUGGAUCAGUCACCCUGGAUUACCUGCUAACAUAUGAAGUGCUCAGUGAGAUUGUCAUUCCUCCAUCUCCAAAGAUCACCUCAUCUGCUCCUGUAGAGGUGGGAAAUGAAGAAGAGAAUGUCAACUGUUCCAGGUUGAUGUUCAAAGAGAACUUCCUAUCUGACCAAUACUUUGGAGACAACCAUCCUGUCAGCAUCAUCACUGAUAAGGUUCACUUUGGGGAGGGGAUGCACCGGCGGGCUUUCCGGACCAAGCUGCAAACGGGUCAGAUGCCUCUUUUACUGCCAGGACACUCCUGUGUGCUCAAAGUUCACAACGCUAUCAGCUACGGGACCAAGAACAACGAGGAGCUCGUUCAGAAGAACUUUACCUUGGCUGUGGAGGAGUGUCAGGUCCAGAAUACAGCAAGAGAGUACAUCAAGGCGUACACUGCUGCAGCUCAGUCUGUCGAAGCCUUCGGAGACGUCCCAGAGAUCAUUCCCAUCUACUUGGUUCACCGUCCGUCCAAUGACAUCCCCUACGCUACACUGGAGGAGGAGCUGAUCGGUGACUUUGUCAAGUAUUCAGUCAAGGACGGGAAAGAGAUCAACCUGCUGAGACGCGACUCGGAGGCGGGACAGAAAUGUUGUGCUUUCCAGCACUGGGUCUACCAUAACACUGAGGGCAACCUGCUGGUGACAGACAUGCAAGGAGUGGGGAUGAGGCUGACCGACGUGGGAAUAGCCACCUGUAAGAAAGGAUAUAAGGGCUUCAAAGGAAACUGUGCCACCUCCUUCAUCGACCAGUUCAAAGCCCUGCACCAGUGCAACAUGUUCUGUGAGAUCCUGGGCCUCAAAUCCCUGCAGCCUAAGCCCAAAAAGUCUACAUCUGCUCCCAAACCCAAACCCCAACCUUCUGCUGCACCCAAGAAGAAAACUUUUGGGCCAACGCUGAAGAGCAAGUCAUAACAAAAGGGGAAAUUCAUGGACUAAAGGUGUGAUUAUUAAUUGAAAUUGUGAGUUUAAGCUGGUUUGAGUUGCUUCUCUGACCUGGGCUUCGUCAUGCAGAGUCUGACCCAACCACAAGACGUUGGGCUGCUGCAGGCCAGAGGUUGGAGACAGAUGUAUCUGACUCUGAAGGGAGCGAUUGUUACACAACCAGUAGCUGUUGUUCCAUAAGAGAGCUCGCUUCAUCUCAUGUUGAACAUUUGAGAGAUAUAUUUUUAUUUUAAUUAAGAUUUCACCCAAGAUUUAUGAGAGUUUGUGCACUGUAUUUAUGAUCUAGGGGAAGAAACCUCACAAGUUUUUGGAAAACUGUGACAAAAGUAAGACUUGAACACUUGGAAAAGAUAAAUAGUGUAGUUUAUCUACAGUGAUGAACUGUGAUGUCUUAGAUUGCUUUAUUGAUUACGUGUGAUUUUUCUUUACAGAUCAAUGCUGAGUUUUUUUUCCUUGUUUUUCUACUUCAGUGAUGUUUUCAAACUAUUAGUUCAUUAAAUUAAUGAACUUGUUUAUUUCUCAGAGGAAAUGUCUUUGAAGUAGGUUGUACGAUAAAAUACACACAAUAAAGGAGAGUUGUUAUAUGGAUGCUGGGUUACACAGUAUGAGUGGGUAUAUUUUGUGUGUUUGGUUUGCAAGGUAUUUGAUAAAGGUUUAUUUAGUGAAAUUCAUUAUUAUAAUAUUUGCUCAUUUAUUAUUGCUACUGUCAUUAUUAGCUCAUGUUUAUAUUCUGGAAACAACAAAAAGGCAUUUUUUACACAAAAAGCUCUUGUAAAGUAUAACUGUGAAUGUAUUCACUGAAACUGAUUUAUCAAUUUGUCACUUUAUUAUCUGAGACAAUUCUGUUUGUAAGAUUGAAUUGAAACUUCUGGCAUCAUUUCGAGGAUCUGUGCUGCACUGGUCUGGGUCAAACUACGUGAAAGACAUGUAAAGCUAAAACCAAUAAUCACACCACAAUAACCUAACAACACACUGCCAAAUCUACUUUCAUACACAGCUCAUAUGAUCUCAGUAGCAUGCCAGCUAUUCAAUUGAAGUCCCCGACUGUCUUUAUAUAAUAAGCCUCUGUGUCCUACUCUCACUGUUGCCUUUUUAAUCCCUGACCCAAAUUGCUGACAUGGCUCUCAGGUUGGGGCUUUGACCAGUGUGCAAACAAACUUUGUUAUUAAAGAGAUG